Molecule: messenger RNA, 387 nt
Organism: Histoplasma capsulatum G186AR
Lineage: Eukaryota; Fungi; Ascomycota; Eurotiomycetes; Onygenales; Ajellomycetaceae
Product: cytosine deaminase-uracil phosphoribosyltransferase fusion protein
Exons: 1
Coding region: 1-387 (128 amino acids)
Source: RefSeq, a predicted model, not a curated record
AUGGCUAAUUUUGCAGGAGACCUCUACAUCCGAACCCCGCUCCGCCACCAAACCGAGAGCUACAAACGUCUUCACAUCUGCGAGUUACUCUUCCACGGCGUUGGAUGCCCGUGCCUAACUCGGAUACUUCCUCCAGAUUUCCGAGCCGACGCAUCUCGUCCCCGUGCCUCUCAUAUAUAUCAGGCUAUGGCUCAGCAGGUCGCAGGUGCUCCAUUGCCUUGCCAGGGUGUUGGUCCUCUCUACAAACCAGAUGGAGAAAAACCAACAGCAACGGUCUCGCAGGGUGUCGACUACGAUAAUGUCCACGUCCUCCCGCAAACGCCUCAGCUAAUUGCACUUUUAACGCAAGUUAAUUUCGCCCCUCCCGUACCCAAUUUAGCCAUUUAA